Penicillium lagena is the source of this 831-nucleotide messenger RNA. RefSeq lists its product as uncharacterized. Gene Ontology annotation, cellular component: membrane-bounded organelle; cytoplasm. Bases 1 to 831 code for a protein of 276 amino acids. The transcript has 2 exons. The record is from RefSeq and is a predicted model, not a curated record. NCBI's taxonomy places the organism in Eukaryota, Fungi, Ascomycota, Eurotiomycetes, Eurotiales, Aspergillaceae. Gene Ontology annotation, molecular function: N-acylphosphatidylethanolamine-specific phospholipase D activity. Gene Ontology annotation, biological process: N-acylphosphatidylethanolamine metabolic process; N-acylethanolamine metabolic process.
AUGACUAACCCCAUCACCAACGCCGCGCUGUAUGCGCUGACGGUCUCUGCUGCGCCGACAAAGCCGGGGCCCGACGAUGCGGCGCAGAAGAGUGAGUCGGCCCUGGGGAAGCCAUAUUGCAUUGUACCAUUUGCUCACUCGUCCUGGUCGCGCAGUCGUCGCUUAACCGGAAAAGCCAACGUCCCCGAUACCACGCCGCCCACUGUCCCAGUGCGGAAACCCGAGUUUCUUCCCAGCCGCGAGACCUCGAAACUGCGCGCAACAUGGCUAGGGCACGCGUGCUACUAUGUGGAAUUCCCCAGCGGCCUUCGAGUGCUCUUUGAUCCGGUCUUCGAGGACCGCUGCUCGCCAUUCUCGUGGCUGGGUCCCAAGCGCUUCACCGAGGCACCGUGCCAGAUCAAGGAUAUCCCCGUGAUUGAUGCUGUGGUGAUCUCACACAACCACUACGAUCAUUUGUCUCAUCCCACCGUGACAGAGAUCGCCAAGAAGCAUCCCAACUGCCACUUCUUUGCCCCGCUGGGCAACCAGGCGUGGUUCCAUAGCUGUGGGAUUCGCAGUGUGACCGAGUUGGAUUGGUGGGAUGAGCGGGAUAUCACCCUGUCGCCGUCGGCGCAGAAAUCCACCCAGGUCGACGCCGCUGGCGAGGCCCAGCCCAUUGCGGCGGACAUCAAGGCGAGGAUUAGCUGCCUCCCCUGCCAGCAUAUGACCGCUCGCGGGCCCUUUGACCGAUGCAAGACCUUGUGGGCCUCUUGGGCCGUCGAAUCCGGUGGUAAGAAGGUCUAUUUUGCUGGGUAUGUCCGUGAUGAUCAACACCCGAGAGCUGUCUACUGA